AUGAGCGGGAGGAUACUCUCCCACCGACUUGCUCCGCUGAUGCGGACUGGCCUGGCACGCCAUCUUCAUAAUGCAGGCUCGCGAACAGGCGGUCUACUUCGCGCGGAUAGUGCCACUGUCAGAGGACGUGCUUGGCCGAUAGGGUCAAAUGGAAUUCACAAUGUGCCGGCUGUCCGAGCCUUUUCCUUCAGUCGCAUGCUCCCAAAGCUUGCCCUCAAGCUUGUCCGCGUGCCUGCCAUGUUUGGUGGAGCGACUAUUGCGGGGUUGGCUUAUUUCCAGUAUCAAGCAACUCAAGCUGGAAACUACGCAAUGGAUAUGUUGAAGACCUUUGGGGAGACCGCCGGGAAUACGGCAUCAGGUAUUUUCCAGAGUAUUCAGGAUGUGGCGGAACAAACACAACGCGGGUGGGAGAAGACAACAGAGGAUGUGGAUCUCCCAGAGUGGCUACAGAAAGUCCUCAGACUUGAUGAGGAGUCCAAGAAUCAAAGAGGCAGCUCAGGCGAAGGUGGCAGGGAGCCAAAGGAGGGCCGAGCUGCCGUGGGAGCAGCAGCAGCAACAGGUUCCGCGUUUGGUUACGAACAGUCGGACGAGGAAGAUUCUCGACCCGAAAAGGAAGUCGCUGAAGAUGACCAGAUGAUGCUGUUGACUCGCAAAAUGAUCGAAAUUCGAAACAUACUGCAAACAGUUGGCCAAUCCGGAACCUUGACUCUUCCAUCGAUCGUCGUUAUCGGAUCUCAGUCUUCUGGCAAGAGCUCGGUUCUGGAAGCUAUCGUGGGACAUGAGUUCUUACCCAAAGGGUCAAACAUGGUAACUCGCCGGCCCAUCGAGCUGACCCUCGUCAAUACUCCUAAUGCUCAGGCGGAAUAUGGUGAAUUCCCUGCUUUGGGUCUCGGCAAAAUCACGGACUUUUCUCAAAUCCAGCGCACUCUAACAGACUUGAACCUUGCUGUUCCUGACAAGGAUUGCGUGUCAGACGAUCCUAUUCAACUAACUAUCUACUCUCCAAAUGUCCCGGAUCUCUCAAUGAUUGAUCUCCCGGGAUACAUUCAGGUGGCUGGCCAUGACCAGCCUCCUGAGUUGAAGCAGAAAAUCUCCGAUCUCUGUGACAAGUACAUCCAAGCCCCCAACGUCGUCUUGGCUAUCUCUGCAGCCGAUGUUGAUCUGGCGAACUCGACUGCACUUAGAGCCAGCCGCCGCGUAGAUCCUCGUGGCGAACGGACUAUCGGUGUUAUCACAAAAAUGGACCUGGUCGACCCUGAGCGAGGGUAUGAUAUUCUCACCGACAAGAAGUACCCUCUUCGCUUGGGUUAUGUGGGUGUCGUGAGCCGGAUUCCCCAAACCACUGCGCUCUUCUCUCGGGGCUCCGGAAACAUCACCAGCGCCAUCUUGAAGAAUGAAAACGCCUAUUUUUCAGCGCACCCAAGCGAAUUUGGCCCUCACUCCGAAACCUCCGUUGGGGUCUCGACCCUGCGAAAGAAACUGAUGCACGUUCUUGAGCAGACUAUGGCAUCCAGUUUGUCAGGAACCAGAGAUGCAAUUAGCCAGGAGCUUGAAGAAGCAACAUACGAAUUCAAAGUGCAGUACAACGAUCGGCCUCUGAGCGCUGAGUCUUAUCUCGCUGAGAGCUUGGAUAGUUUCAAGCAUUCAUUUAAGGCAUUUGCCGAAAGCUUUGGCCGCCCACAGGUUCGAGAAAUGCUCAAGGCAGAGCUUGAUCAACGUGUUAUGGAUAUUCUUGCCCAACGAUAUUGGAACAAGCCUGUUGAGGACUUGAAUCCUCCAAUGACAGAGUUGGACCCUCUCAAGGAUCUGCCCAAGGCUGAUCCAGAGUCUCUGUUCUGGCACCGGAAACUCGAUGCCUCCACGUCAUCUCUGACAAAAUUGGGUAUUGGUCGACUUGCUACCACUGUAGUUGCCAGUGCUUUGCAAACCCAUGUGGAUCAUCUUCUCUCAUCUUCUACUUUUGCGUCUCAUCCAGGCGCCCAUAAGCAGAUCACCGAUGCCUGCAACAGCAUCCUCAAUGAUCGGUUCUUCAGCACGAGCGAUCAAGUUGAAAACUGCAUCAAGCCCUACAAGUUUGAAAUCGAGGUGGACGACUCUGAAUGGUCAAAAGGGAGGGAAAAUGUGAGCAAAGUGCUGAAGGAGGAGCUUCGAGCAUGCGAGGUGGCUAUGAAGCACGUGGAAGAUCAGAUUGGCAAGCGCAAGCUCAAGGAUGUCAUGUCUUUCAUCGACAAGGUUCGAAAGGGCGAUGUGUUAUUGGAAGGCAAUGGUGCUGGUGGAGCUGGAGGCUUCAGCUCUGCCCUUCUAGAGCGAGGCCGCGAGGGAGUUUUCCUCCGCGAUCGAGUCGAUCUUAUCAAGAUGAGACUUAUGGCUGUUCGCUCGAAGCAGUGCGCCACGCUGAAGAACAAAUACUACUGCCCGGAGGUAUUCCUCGAUGUCGUUGCGGAUAAGCUCACCUCUACUGCGGUCCUUUUCCUCAAUGUCGAGCUUCUCUCCGAGUUCUACUACAACUUCCCGCGUGAGCUCGACCUGCGUCUUGGUAGGCAUCUCUCCGACGCCGAAGUUGAGCGCUUCGCUCGUGAAGACCCCCGAAUCCGGCGCCACCUCGACAUCAUCCGUAAGAAGGAGCUGUUGGAGUUAGCCCUACAGAAGAUCGAAGGUAUUCGUCAACUCGAUGGCCGCAGCUCGCACCGAAACUCGGACCGUGCGCAGAGUCCCAAAGAACCCCGAAGCCGUUGGAAUAUUUUCUAA
Molecule: messenger RNA, 2748 nt
Organism: Penicillium macrosclerotiorum
Lineage: Eukaryota; Fungi; Ascomycota; Eurotiomycetes; Eurotiales; Aspergillaceae
Product: dynamin-related GTPase MGM1
Exons: 3
Coding region: 1-2748 (915 amino acids)
Cellular component (GO): cytoplasm; microtubule; membrane
Molecular function (GO): GTPase activity; microtubule binding; GTP binding
Source: RefSeq, a predicted model, not a curated record